Messenger RNA from Stomoxys calcitrans (stable fly), 936 nucleotides. RefSeq names its product early boundary activity protein 3 (gene Elba3). Lineage: Eukaryota; Metazoa; Arthropoda; Insecta; Diptera; Muscidae. The record is from RefSeq and is a predicted model, not a curated record. Bases 1 to 936 code for a protein of 311 amino acids. The transcript has 3 exons.
AUGACUUCAUAUCAAGUUAUGCAAAAGUCACAGGAAAUCUGCCGCAUGUCCUGGUUUCUCAUCGAAAUGGACGAAGGUCAAUCUAAGGGAGGCAAAGAAAAUGGCAAGAUUGUCUAUGGUGUCAUACACUCCAUCGAUUUGGUGGACAAUGAUUCAUCGAACAUGUAUAUCAAUCGCAGAGUACGCUUCAACUGGAAUCAUGCCAUUAUCGAAGGUCGCAUCAAGUUAGCAUCCGAUGAUCGCUUCUUUAUUGAACAACAAUUCAAGAUUCUAACCCAGAAUAGCGAAGAAGUGGUGCUAAAAGAAAAAUUCUCCAAACGUUAUCUGGUGCAAUAUAAUAAAGGGGCAAAUACCAUUGUUCAUGCAAUUGUUCACCAAAAGGAAAUUGUUUGGCCCAAAGAGGAUUUUCAUAAUCCCAGCAUACGUGAAGUGUUGAUACGCGAUGGCAAGAUUCAGCGAAUGGCUACAGUUCUGUAUGUUAGCGAUUCGGAUGAUUUGAUACAAAAAGAGUUGGAUAUCUUGAAGACGACAUGUUUCGAAAGGGCAUUUGAAGAGCCCUAUGACAAUAUAGACGUUGAAGAUACACCCUGGCUCUUUGUCCAGUACAGUAAUGGACCCAGCAAUGUCAGCUAUUCAGUGAUAAAUCUCAGCACUACAGUUUGGCAGUCCGAUAAUCUCUAUCGCAAUGUGGUUGCCUACAUUAUGGAUGGCGAUUCAGUGUUUCAAUCCAUCAUAAUACGUAAGUCAAAGGACCGCAACAUAUUGGAUACCGAAUUGCGUACCCUGAAAGAAUCAUGUUUAGCUGCCGAUUUUCCCAUAAGUGGAACGAGUUGUGUUAAGGUAUCUCUACCUCCAUUGGAUCAUCAGGCUUUGUGUGCUAAAUCGGUAUCAAUAUUAGGCGUCAAACGUGAUGAUUUUCAAAUAAUAAGGCAUUAA